Molecule: messenger RNA, 231 nt
Organism: Fomitiporia mediterranea MF3/22
Lineage: Eukaryota; Fungi; Basidiomycota; Agaricomycetes; Hymenochaetales; Hymenochaetaceae
Exons: 2
Coding region: 1-231 (76 amino acids)
Source: RefSeq, a predicted model, not a curated record
AUGGCCCAGGACAAGGGCGUAGUUGCUUACGACGCUUACAUUGCUCAGCCUACCUUCGAGUUCGAUCGAUUUCGGCUGCAUCCGCCGCAGGAACCUCGAAAUUUUCGUGGAUCGAUAUCGCUACCAGUGUGCUACAAAACAGACUGGUGGGCUUGCGAUGUUUCUCGUCGACGUCCGUCUGCUAUGUUCCGGUUUUUCUUGUUGACAGUUCUUGCGUUCGUUGGCCUUUAA